Alternaria atra is the source of this 759-nucleotide messenger RNA. RefSeq lists its product as uncharacterized. Bases 1 to 759 code for a protein of 252 amino acids. The record is from RefSeq and is a predicted model, not a curated record. The transcript has 3 exons. NCBI's taxonomy places the organism in Eukaryota, Fungi, Ascomycota, Dothideomycetes, Pleosporales, Pleosporaceae.
AUGGCAAACACUAGCGAUCUCGUAAGACUAGCACAGAGACUUGUUCGAGACGGACCUUGCAGGGUAGAGCACACGGCACGCCGUGUACGAGGUCUUUUCAAUGGGAGAUAUGCGUUCGAUACUCUCAACGCGCAUCAUGUUUGGGAACUGGAACUGCGCUACCCACAAUACUACGUACCGAUCUCAAGCUUCACUUCCAACACCAAGCUAUUGCGUGGUUCUGCCGUUGAUGGGACAAAUGGAGGCGCAGACCUAGGAAUUCUGACAGUCGGUAAUCGCACCAGCAACCGCAUCCUCAUUUUCAACAGCGGCAAACUCAAAGAUCUUGUGAAAGUUGACUUUAGAGCUGUCGACCAAUGGUUCGAGGAAGACAUGCAGAUAUAUGGCCAUCCCAAAGACCCCUACAAGCGUAUCGACAUUCUGCCUUCUUCUCGCAAUGUCAGAGUAGCCAUCGAUGGCGUUACACUUGCGGAAAGCUCAAGCCCUUUGUUCCUUUUGGAGACCACAUUAAGAACGAGGCAUUACCUCCCGCCCACAAGCGUCAACUGGGAACACCUUACACCGAGCGACACGGUGACACUGUGUCCGUACAAGGGGCGCGCGGAAUACUACCAUGUCAAUGUUGGGGAAAAGAUGUACAGGGAUCUGGUAUGGUACUAUCGAUAUCCGACCUCGGAGAGUGCGCCCAUUGCUGGAUAUAUGUGCUUUUACAACGAGCUGGUGGAAGUUUAUGUCGAUGGCGUGAAGGAGACAUCGUAG